UCUGUGAGGAGAACAAAUCGAGAUACAGUAGUAACCCAGAGUGAGGUGGCAGUCUUAUUCCACAUCGACACUGACUUGCCCUGCAUACAUCCUAUCUGUCUGUCUCUAUAUCGCAGAGCGCACUUGAGGAGUGAAAGAGAAAAGAGGCAAGAUGGCAUCUGGAAGUGGACAAUCCGGGAUCUAGUCUCUUCUGGUUUUUUGGUACCACUGAGCGCAAGGCGUUAAUAACUAAGUUGCUCUUGGUGGUGUUUGGACUUCGCUGCUGUGGAAUAGCAACAAAGGACGGGAGCGCGCAUUCAUGGGAUGCGACUUUGACAGCUCUUCAUUUCUUGUCUUAUAACUUUAUUAACUGGCAGCGGGGGCGACAUUGUGACUGGGGCAGGAGACAAUGGCUGAGGCUCCGCUCCCCGACACACUCCCGGAAUUAGACGUGGUCAUCGACCCAGAUUUCGAGCCUCAAAAGCGGCCCAGAUCUUGCACCUGGCCGCUGCCACGACCAGACUCGAACGCGGUGAAACCAGAAAGCAAUGACACAGAUAUUAUACCUGAGGAGGAGGAUGAUGAAGAGGACAGUGCCACCCCUACGGCCAUCAAUGGUUCUGGAGUGGGGACAGACGACCAGAGCAGCAACAGCCCCGCAGCCGAUGGAGCUCUCUCUUCCCCCGGUCACGAGAGCGGAGGCUCCCCGCUCUCAUCGCACUCCCCGACGGCCUCCUCUGGCGCGCUAACCCCGAGCAGCUUGGCUGCUCAGCAGACCCCGAGGAAAGCAUCAUCUCGCCGUAAUGCUUGGGGGAAUCUCUCCUACGCCGAUCUGAUAACCAAAGCCAUUGAGAGCGCGCCGGACAAGAGACUGACACUGUCCCAAAUUUAUGACUGGAUGGUCAGAUCCAUCCCCUACUUCAAAGACAAAGGCGAGAGCAACAGCUCAGCAGGAUGGAAGAACUCCAUCCGGCACAACCUUUCCCUCCACAGCCGUUUCAUCCGUGUCCAGAAUGAGGGAACAGGGAAGAGUUCCUGGUGGAUGAUCAAUCCAGAGGGGGGGAAGGGUGGCAAAGCUCCUCGCCGCCGUGCAGUCUCCAUGGACAACAGCAACAAGUACACCAAGUCUGCCCGAGGCCGUGCUGCCAAGAAGAAGGCCGCCCUGCAAGCUGCAGCCGCUGCAGCUGGCGAAGGUGGCGGAGACAGUCCUUCAGGUCUAUCCAAGUGGCCUGGAAGCCCAACGUCACGCAGCAGUGAGGAACUUGAUGCUUGGACAGAUUUCCGUUCUCGCACUAACUCCAAUGCCAGCACGCUGAGUGGCCGCCUCUCACCCAUUCUGGCCAACCCAGAGCUAGACGAGGUGCCUGAUGACGAGCCUCCUCUCUCGCCUAUGCUCUACUCCAGUCCCGGCAGAGCACUAUCUCCUGGCAACACAACAAAUGUGGCCAAUGGGAAGGCCAUGCCAGCUGAGCUGCCCCGUCUUGCAGACCUGGCAGGUACCAUGAACCUAAACGAUGGACUCACAGAUGACCUGAUGGAUGAGUUGCUGGAUAACAUCAAUCUGGUGUCAACCACAUCUGUACAAGCCCCUCCAAAUGGUUCCUCAGGGUUCAGUUUUGUGUCCAAACCCAAUGGGCUUGGAUCACCUUCCUCCACUUCUGCUCCUUCCUCCAACUCUUCCUCCAAUGGUGGAGGAAAUGGCUUUGGUAACUCCAUCUUCGGCCCCCACACAACGGGCUCCUCUCUGCGUCCGUCCCCUAUGCAGACCAUCCAGGAGAACAAGCAGACUUCCUUCUCCAGCAUCAGCAUGUCCCGCUUUGGCAGUCAGACACUACAAGACCUGCUCAAUUCUGACAGCCACAGCCACAGCGAUGUCAUGAUGACCCAAUCUGACCCCCUGAUGUCACAGGCCAGCGCUGCUGCAGUCAUUUCCCAGAACUCCCGCCGUGGCCUCAUGCUCCGUAAUGAUCCAAUAAUGACCUUUGGGACCACUGGAGGACUUCAGAAUAGCCAAGGGGAGAUGCUGCAAAGUAACAACCACAACCAGAGCUCCCUGAGGUCCCUGAACGGAGGCCUGAACUUGGCCAACGAGGCUAACAUGCUGGCUAAUGCCAAGCAGCAACUCCUGCUCUCACCCUUGGGAGGAAAUGGUUCCUCUUCCAUGCAGAUUGACACCUCAAUCUUCCUGAAUGGAACAGUUAGCAGCGGUGGGAUCUGCCCAGACCGUUUUCCUACAGAUCUGGACCUGGACAUGUUUAAUGGCAGUCUGGAGUGUGAUAUGGACUCGAUCAUCAGGAACGAGCUGAUGGACGCAGAUGGCUUGGACUUUAACUUUGACUCUCUGGCCAACAUGAAUGGAGUUGGCAACUUCACAAGCGCCAAGCAGACCUCUCAGAGUUGGGUACCCGGCUGAGAGGGACAGGCCGGGGAGGAGCAAAGCAGGUCCGAACUGUGUAGUGCAACAGAAAAUCAGACACACAACAUCAUUUUUGCCAAACCUGCCAUCAGCACAAAAUACAAACCCUGUGUUUACAGAAGAAGACUUCUCGAGAGCUUUACCUUCGCUCCCACACUGGUGAACCAUGAAAGAUCCGACAGACUCUAGAGAUGCUGCACAUCAGCCCUCAAAGCCUCCUGUGAAACAACAACAAACAGUAAAACCUAUGUCAAACAAUCACAACAAACUCAUAAAUCUUAGAAUUAUGCAAUUUUUUCCGUUGACACCCAGUCUGUUGAUAUCAAGAGACACUGCUUAUCAGAAGACAUUUCAGGCGGAUUACAAGGACUAAAUAUCAAGCAAAGAUGGAAGGAGUGCACGAUGCAGUUGUUAGCGCUGAAGAAUUUAAAAAAGGACACAAGUGUAAAAUGAAAUCAAGAAGUGAUGUGGUGUAAAUCUGAUCCAGUGGUUUCCUGGAAUGUGAUAUGUUUGAAAAAAAAAUUUCCUUCUGUUCUCACUUAGUGAUUUUAAAUGUUCAGUGUUUGUUUUUUGGGGACUUUCUGUUUUCAUUGUUUUUGCAUCUUAUGUGUCAGUACAGAAAGAAAUUGAUGUAGUGGUCAAUGAAAUGGAAUAUCUUGCAUACACACACACACACACAGACAGAACAACAUUUUGCCCUAGUUUGCAAUAUUUAAGAAUUCAAAAACAUGCACUUCCAGUUUUGUUCUUAUAAAUUGCUUGAAUUUUAAAUUAACUGCAUCAUACCGAAGGUUAUAUUACAAUUAGCUGAAUACUACAAAAAUAUUUUUAUCUUUUGUGUAUAUCAAACUGUAAAAAAAAAAAAAGAAAUGAAAAAAGAUUUGAGGAAGAAAAUUUCUGUCAUGGAUAUUUGUGCAGUGCAAGUGGGAAGUUCAAGAAGGAGGGGGAAAGAUCUUUAGGUCUAUCUUUUCUUAGUUUUCUUAACUUUUGGUGAGUUCCGUUGAGGUCGUUUAUCACAGCAUAUGAUGUAGCCAAAUGAAUACCUGUGUCCUAGGGUUGUGAACAUUUCCACACCAUAACAGGUGCUAUGUAAACAGUGUUGAAUCCUGUCCUGAGAGCAAGCCGUGCAUUCUGUGUUUUAAUAUUUUUUGUUUUGUUUUCAACCCGUGACCUGCGGAAGCCCAAAGCUGCAGCCACUCGUAGCACGGCAAGGUCAAAACCUGUAGACGGCAGGGGAGCAGGGGGUUUUUAGGCUCGUUCCUCUAGAAGCCAUUUGUUUCUCGAGUAAAACAAUAAGCUAUCUCUGUAUAUUGCCAAAUUACUUGAAACAAACAGCAGGAUAUGCUGGCAGCCAAAUCACAGCACACACGCACAUACAGAUUACACACACACACGUAGAUAGAAAAAUUGAUACCAGGGAUCUGUGUUAAAGGACCAGUGUGUAGAAUUUAGUUCAAUCUAACAGAAUAGGCUUGGCAGAAAUGGAAUAUAAUAUUCAUAAGUAUGUUUAAAUUAGUGUAUAAUUCCAUGAAAAUAAGAAUCACUGUGUUUUCAUUAAGUUACAAUAAGCCCUUUAUAUCUACUAUAGAUACAUACAUCUCCCCUUCCAGGGAGGCCGCCAUGCUGCACCACCAGACAAACCAAACACUCACUCAAGAGAGAACCUUUCCCAUUUUUAAAGUUUGAAGGCCACCAUAGGUUCUCCUACAUGCCUGGAAGGGGAAGGUGAGGGAAAGGGUAUUCAUUUGGUUGAAAUCUGCAACCUCACCACUAAAUCCUACACGCUGGUCCUUUAAGCUCUGCUGUUGUCGUGUCAUGAGCUUGUGGGGAUUGUUAUGCAUAUAUAGAAUCACUCAGGGGGGAAUAGGGAGGCUUCCCGUUUUAGUAACAUCAAGUCACAUUCUAAUAGUAUUUACAAAAAGAAAUAUUUCUUGAUAAAAACAGUAAUGCUUUGUGUUUGUGAACUUGUAACCUGUGAACUUUUGGCCGUCAAGAUGAAGAGGAGGAAGGAAGAUAACGUCAGGAUUAAGGCCUUGAUCUCAUAUAUACGGAUAUUUUUCAUACACAUGAGAACACAAUAACGAAUACAAACGAUCAAACAAGCAUGCCAGGCCAGUAGGUGGUGAUAAAGUCUACAACAAAGUACGUCAAAUACCAGAGAAGAACAUUAGCAUGCAUAAUGAGCUUUUUUCUCUUUGGUGGUAGUAAUUGUUUCAGGCUCACGCUUAUUACACAAGCAACAAUGGGCAUGUGCGAAAUGACAAGUGACAUUGUUUCCCAAACGCUCAAUUUUAAGUGUACAGAGAGACCUGAGUAAAAAAUCUGCACUUUAGCUGUUAAAAAAAUCACUGUUUUAGUGACCUAAAAUGCUGUUUUGCAUGUGGAUGACAGGCCAAAACAUUUUGUACAUUUUGCAAAAUAUCCGUAUUAGUGUGGACAAGGCCUAAGACUUUCACACAGUCUGUUAUUUUUGGUUUCACUGUCAUAGCUUUUUUUCUCUUGUUGUUGGACCCAUGACACACAUACACACAUCCAUCAUGGACACACCUGGUGCUCCUGCAGGUGACAUCCUGUAUCCUGAGUACAUGUUAAUAUGUGUGUGUGUGUGUGUGUGUGUGUGUGUGUGUUUGUGUGUAUGUGUGUAUGUGUGUGUGUCUGCGUGUCUGCGUGUAUGUGUUUAUCUAUGGAGUUUAUUUCUGUUGAAUUAAUCACAUGAGGAUGUGUAAUCCCUCAGUACCCCUGAUGGUGCAUACAGCACAGCCGACUGUAUGCAUGCAUGUAUUUAUGCAUUAUGAAUUGUGUGAAAUGCAUAUAUACUCGCUGUAUGUCCUUAUAUAUACUCAUGUAGUACCUGACCCUUGGAUUUUGUGAUACCUCGGAAGGUAAAGUUGAAGAAAUAAUGAAUAACACCGAGUAGGAGGGAACACUGUAACCAGCGAAUCAAUUGUAAAACCAGAUUUUAAAAUGGUGGAAAGUACCAUUGUUGUAGCAUCUGGAGACCUGGUACCCCUUCUCUGGCUGGGGUAGCAACAUGAAGGGUUUGCCCCCGCUGUGUAUAAUAGUGUACAGAUGUGUGUAUAUCACUUUGAGGCCAAGGCAGAGGAGUGUGUGUGCAUGGUCGGCUAGAAUGAUCUACUGUGCUAUCAGAGGUUUAGUGCAUGACCUAGCUAUAACCCCUCGACCCUUCCAAUGGUGCCGUCCCUCGACAGAAAUUGUAAAACAGAGAGGUAACCUGUGUCUUCAGCACUCAAACACACACUCUGGUUCUAUUUUUAAAAUCAGGGUUUACAGGACUGAACCUGCACCAUCCGCCCAUAUUAAUGGGUUUAUUAUAACGAGUGUGUGUACAACGACAUAGACACAGGGAAAAGCCUCUUGAUGGACGUUCCUCAGCUUCACACUUGUUUUAUUCCAAGUGGAGUAGGUUCACGUCCCGGUGCUGUCAUUGAGCAGUUGACUAUAACUUUGACGUGUUUGAAACGUCAUCUGACAACACGCUGGAAUUUCCUACAUUUUGUCACAUAUAAAAUUUCCAGAUGAUUAUCAUGUUUCUUUUGGCAGGGAGAAUCCUGAGCCAUCACCUGAGCUGCUAAGCAUUUGAGUUUAUUUACACUGACUGCACUAAAUAUUAGAAACUCUUUCUGUGAAGAACACUGACAAGGUGAAUCCAGGGAGUGCUGAAGUCCUUUCUAUUUAAAGAGGGCUUAUUGAUCCCUGAUAAACUGCAAAGGGGAUCACAAUCGCAGGAGGGUGUUCCUAACAUUUUUUAAAGUCAGUGUAAAAUGUGUUGGCUAUUCGGGAAGAUAGUUUACACUUAGUCAUAAUGGAACAAGCCUUCCACACAGCCACUCACUGCUACUGCUUCAUUCAGGCACAGAUUAUAUCUUCUUGUGUCCAACACACACAACUGCAGCACAAUACCUGCAGAUUUAAAGCUAUGAAAAGCAAAAAAAAUAGAAGAGACAUACCACUAGAUACCUUAAUCACCUCUUGGACAGUUUCCUUUUCAUUAUCUUCUCUUGAGCCCUUCCAUCCUUGUUAAGAGGCCCAGGCCAGCUCCCCUCCAUACGCCCUCUGAACUUUGCCCUUUGAACUUUGCCCUUUAUUAAUCUUGCUUCUUCUCGACUUGAUGUUAGUGGGUAUUUUUCCUGUGUAUUCCAUUUUGAAUUGUAAUCUAGUUUGUAUAAGAAAUGGUGCGCAUGUAAAUAAAGCUUGGUGAGGCUCCACAA
Messenger RNA from Scomber japonicus (chub mackerel), 6624 nucleotides. RefSeq names its product forkhead box O3b (gene foxo3b). Lineage: Eukaryota; Metazoa; Chordata; Actinopteri; Scombriformes; Scombridae. The transcript has 4 exons. Bases 389 to 2392 code for a protein of 667 amino acids. Gene Ontology annotation, molecular function: DNA-binding transcription factor activity, RNA polymerase II-specific; RNA polymerase II cis-regulatory region sequence-specific DNA binding. Gene Ontology annotation, cellular component: mitochondrial matrix; nucleus. The record is from RefSeq and is a predicted model, not a curated record. Gene Ontology annotation, biological process: regulation of transcription by RNA polymerase II.